Drosophila elegans is the source of this 2527-nucleotide messenger RNA. It is a transcript of the gene Caf1-105, whose product is annotated as chromatin assembly factor 1 subunit B. Gene Ontology annotation, biological process: nucleosome assembly; DNA replication-dependent chromatin assembly. Gene Ontology annotation, molecular function: protein binding. The transcript is spliced from 2 exons. The coding region runs from base 76 to 2358 and encodes 760 amino acids. Lineage: Eukaryota; Metazoa; Arthropoda; Insecta; Diptera; Drosophilidae. Gene Ontology annotation, cellular component: nucleus; CAF-1 complex. The record is from RefSeq and is a predicted model, not a curated record.
UUUUAGGCGCGAAAUCUGCCGCAUAAAAUCAUUUUUCGCACUUCAAGCCGUCUACAGUGUAAUUAAGUAAACACGAUGAAGUGCCAGACACCCGAGAUAUCGUGGCAUAACCGCGAUCCUGUGCUGAGCGUGGAUAUUCAGCAAAAUGGUCAGGGAUUGCGAUCGCCGGCGAUUGGUCGCCUUGCCACCGGCGGCUCAGAUGCCCAUGUUCUCAUUUGGUAUGUGAAUCGCGGUGUUAACACCGAGGGCGUGGAAGUGGAACUGGCCGCCGAUCUGUCUCGGCAUCAGCGUGCCGUCAACACGGUCCGUUGGUCACCCAACGGGGAGCUUCUGGCCUCCGGCGACGACGAGAGUGUGGUGUUUAUCUGGAAACAGAAGGCCGACCACGAAGUAAUCAACAUAGUGGAUGCCGAUGGCUGCAGCGAUCAGGACAAGGAGGUCUGGAUGACCCUGAAGGUUCUGCGCGGCCAUCGCGAGGAUAUCUACGACCUCAGCUGGGCGCCCAACUCACAGUUCCUGGUUACCGGAUCCGUGGACAACACCGCGAUGCUGUGGGACGUCCAUAAGGGCAAAUCGCUGGCCAUUCUCGAUGACCACAAGGGAUAUGUUCAGGGCGUGGCCUGGGAUCCGUGCAAUCAGUACAUCGCCACAAUGAGCACUGACAGGAUAAUGCGCAUAUUUGAUGUAAAUACCAAGCGAGUUCUGCACCGAGUCAGCAAAUGCGGAUUUCCGGUUAAAGAGGGCCACGAGCUGCACGGCAAGAGCGUUCGACUGUACCACGAUGGCACAUUGCAGACCUUCUUCCGCCGCUUGUGCUUCACCACCGAUGGCAAGAUGCUGCUCACGCCCGCUGGAAUCACCGACUACGACGGCGUGGAGAAGCCGAUAAACACCACCUACGGAUUCAGUCGCUAUGAUCUAUCGAAACCCGCCUUUGUGCUGCCCUUUCCCAACGAAUACGCUGUGGCGGUGCGCUGCUCUCCGGUUCUGUAUCGUCUGAGACCGUACAAAGCGGAGAAGAAUCCGCCGAUCAUCUCGCUGCCGUACCGCAUGAUCUAUGCCGUGGCCACAAAGAACGCGGUGUUCAUUUACGACACCCAACAGGCGGUGCCGUUUGCCAUCGUCUCGAAAAUCCACUACAGCCGACUCUCGGAUUUGACCUGGUCCAGUGACGGGACUGUUCUGAUCGUGUCCAGUACCGAUGGGUUCUGUUCGCUCAUAUCGUUCGAGCCGAACGAGCUGGGUGAGCGGUACGAAGAUAUGGAUGCAGUGCUGAGCGCUGCCCUAAAAUCGUCGGAGAACGUACCGCUGCCGAAGAGAAAGAAGCACAAGCUGCGUAAGGCAUCGUUGGAUGAGGUGGCUGCCACACGGAAACCACUGCAGGAGAAGACCAAACCGAAUACAAACAGGAAGACUGCAGGAUCAGGGACAAAAGAGGAGGGCGAGAACAAUGUGGAUGCUGAAAACGACUCAUCCAUGCACAGCGCUAGUUCAUCGGGCUCGAACAGCCCCAAGGCGAAGGCGAAGGACGAUGCAAAGCCCACACCCAUUGCCUUCCGGCGCUCGCCCCGUAAAGUUACGGCCGCACCCACGCCCAUUGCUAUACGUAGAUCUCCGCGUAAGCAGGAAGAUGGAAAGGAGGGUAUCAAACUGUCGCAGUCCAAAGGUGACGCUGAAGGCACCUUCACACAAAAAUCAAUUUCUGAAUCGCCAGAAAAAGAAGCAGUGCCACGUGAUGGUGCAGCGACCAUAAAGCGCAAGAUCAGCACUGAUUCAGUGGCUCCAAAAGAGACAUCGUUAUUGGCAACUCCGAUCAUCGACAAGAAGAUCAUCAGUUCAGACGAGAAGUUCGAGUCGCCCGAGAAGAAGUCCCGCCCCGCAACGCCCAUUCAAGUGCGUCGCCAGCCCCGAACUCCCGGCAGCUCGGGAAAUUUUAACCUAACGCCGAAGAGCCAACCCGCCAAACAAGCCACCCCCAUAGCUGUAAGACGAACUCCCCGUGUGCUCAUCGACAUGCCCGUCAACUCGCCUGUGGGUCCGAUGGAGGAGGCCAUGGAUGCCUGGCCCCUCGAGGAGGGCAUUACACCCCUGCCAACGGCGAAAAAGGAUUCCCAAGAGUCAUUGCCGGAGGCAAAGAAGACAGAAUCAAAACCGCCUGUGGUAAUCGAAGCCAGCGAGGUCACCUGCGAGCGAACCGAGGAUAUCCGUCUGGUCUACGAGGAUACCCAAGAGGAGGCCACCGAAACCCCAUUGAAAGUGCCAGAGGCGACUCCUUCCACACCCAACAACAAGACGCCCCGGCGAGUGUCCCUGCGAACAAUAUCUACUCCCAAAUCGAAGAAAAAACUUUUAGAGUAGACAAUGCAAUAGACUAGUCAUAACACAUCUAUCUAAGAGGAAUUCCUGUAACUAAUUAUGAUUAUAGAGCAUAUUGGGGUUACCCCAUACACAUUGUAAAAAAUGAAUAAUCACAAGGAUCCCUUUAUAAGUUAUUCCACAAUAAAUUGCCAGUCAAGGUUUAAAGGAA